This is a messenger RNA of Penicillium antarcticum, 999 nucleotides long. RefSeq lists its product as uncharacterized. Gene Ontology annotation, molecular function: protein serine/threonine kinase activity; ATP binding. Lineage: Eukaryota; Fungi; Ascomycota; Eurotiomycetes; Eurotiales; Aspergillaceae. The transcript has 2 exons. The coding region runs from base 1 to 999 and encodes 332 amino acids. Gene Ontology annotation, biological process: intracellular signal transduction; protein phosphorylation. The record is from RefSeq and is a predicted model, not a curated record.
AUGCGAAACCUAUUGCAUCGGUUUAUAUGGCCAUGGAUUUGGCAGUUCAGUUCAAAGAUCUCAGCAUUCGUGGCCUGGGUUGUUCGGCCCAUCCACUCCGUUUUAUCUCCAGUCGGAGGCAGGGAAACUAUCCAAGGGGAUGAGGAACAACAGCGUCAUGCCAACUGCUCAUCUAUCGCGGAUACAGUCAUUACGGAACGAGCCGUUAUAGAACGCCAAAGCGAUCAGCCGCUCUUGAUGAUUGGUAUUUUUGCCAAGGUCUAUCUUCUAGACGGAAAAACCGUUAGAAAAGUACCCCGCAGUGAGAACGAAGAAGAUAUACAUCCAAUCAUUCGCGAAGCCAUGAUAUAUGACACCAUUGGCGUUCAUCCACGAAUUGCCGAGUGCACAUCGAGAGGUAGUGAUCGGGUCAAAUUUGUCGAUAUUAAAUUUUAUCGACACGGUGACCUUGCCAGCUAUUGUCAGAAGAAUUCCAUUACUUCUGAACUUCAGUCAAAAUGGUUCCAGCAGAUUUUGGAAGCUGUUGUUGUUAUUCACUCUUUUGGCGUCAUUCAUUCGGACUUAGCGCUACGGCAAUUUUUUGUCGACGAUAACCUCGAUCUUCGCUUAGGCGAUUUCAAUUCUUCUCAGUGCGCUGGCCACCCAGCACUAGGUUACGAGAAAGCAUCACACUGCCUACCUCGUGAUUACGAACUUCCGAACACAGAGUCUACUGAUAUUUUUGCUUUGGGAUCUACACUUUAUGAACUGGUCGCGGGCAAGGCUCCGUAUGGCGAAUUAAAUGUAGCUGAAUCCGCUGAUCCUGAGUCCAUAAAGGCACAGAUCCAGCGGCAACAUGAGGUGAUCGAUUUCGAGAUCGAAGAGCGAUACAAGAGGCAGCAGUUCCCAGAUGUUACAGGCUAUCAACGUGGAGAUGUCAUACUAGGUUGCUGGAGAGGGCAAUUUGCAACAGCAGCGGACGCGCUCGAUUUCUAUCUACGAUCACGAAAUACCAUGUAA